Molecule: messenger RNA, 1632 nt
Organism: Histoplasma mississippiense
Lineage: Eukaryota; Fungi; Ascomycota; Eurotiomycetes; Onygenales; Ajellomycetaceae
Exons: 6
Coding region: 1-1632 (543 amino acids)
Biological process (GO): amino acid transmembrane transport
Cellular component (GO): membrane
Molecular function (GO): amino acid transmembrane transporter activity
Source: RefSeq, a predicted model, not a curated record
AUGGCAACUCCCGACUUGGAUUCAAACAGCAUUACCGGGGAUGUAGAAAAGAAUAACAGCUUCGGGGCCUCUGUCAGGCCCCAGGGCCAGCCCGUCAUUGUCGCGGAUAAGCUGUCGCGCAAGCUAUCGGCCCGCCAGGUGCAAAUAAUUGCGAUCGGAGGUACCAUUGGCACAGGGUUGUUUCUGGGAACGGGGAAGUCGCUGGCGACCGCUGGGCCAGCGUCUAUGCUCAUUGCAUAUGCGCUUGUGGGUGCCAUCGUAUUCGUCACGAUGUUGUCGCUGGGCGAAAUGGCGGCUUUUGUGCCUAUUGCUGGAUCGUUUUGCACUUAUGCUGGGCGAUUCGUUGAUGACGCUUUCGGUUUCGCCCUUACGUGGAACUACUGGUUUAAUGAUGCUGUGGCCACAGCAGCGGAUCUUGUUGCGCUUCAGAUUCUGUUGAAGUACUGGUCGGAUAACUUUCCUGGCUGGGCGUUCAGCUUGAUUUUCCUGUUCGUGCUUCUUGCGCUCAAUAUCGUCACUGUUCGAGCGUACGGAGAGAUCGAAUACUGGCUCAGCCUUUUGAAAGUUAUCACCAUUAUCAUAUUCAUUAUACUUGGAGUCGUAGUUAACUGCGGCGGGAAUGUCGAUAGACAGUACAUCGGUGGGAGGAAUUGGCAUAUUGGUGACGCCCCCUUCGUUGGUGGAAUAGGUGGAUUUGCCUCCGUUUUCGUCACGGCUGCAUUUGCUUAUGGUGGGACCGAAUCUAUUGCGGUAACUGCAGGCGAAACGAAAGAUCCCUCCGUGACUCUCCCGAAGGUGGUGCGCAACGUCUUCUGGCGCAUAUUAAUCUUCUAUAUACUGGGGGUGUUGAUUAUCGGCCUCAACGUCCCAUACACAUACCCCAACCUCUCCAACAGGGAUACUCAUACGAGCCCGUUUACUAUCGUUUUCCAGCAGGCCGGCAGCAGGAUAGCGGGUAGCUUCAUCAACGCAGUGAUCAUGACGUCCGUUAUCUCCGCUGGCAAUCAUGCUUUGUUUGCAGGAUCUCGGAUUAUGUAUGCACUGGCUGUGGAUGGCCAUGCUCCUGCCUUUUUGGGCAAAUUGAAUCGACAUCGCGUCCCCUGGGUUGCAGUGCUUGCCACCUCUGUUAUCAGUGGGCUCUGCUUUGGAGCUAGUUAUAUCGGGGCUGGACAGCUAUGGUCCUGGCUGCAAAACAUCGUUGGUGUUUCCAACCAACUGUCUUGGAUGUCUAUUGGCGUUGCCUCGAUCCGCUUCCGUUCCGCAAUCCAGCGGCAGAACUUGGAGCAUCUUCUCCCCUUUAAAAACUGGACUUACCCGUAUGGCCCGUACGCCUCUGUGAUUCUCAACGGCUUCAUCAUCCUGGUGCAGGGCUGGUCUUCUUUCAGCCCCAAAUUCAACGCCGUUAAUUUCGUCAGCUUAUACAUCCAGCUACCAGUCAUGUUGAUAAUUUUUAUAACAUGGAAGCUGGUCAAGGGGACGAAACUUGUUUCCCUGAAGGACAUGGACCUGCUCACUGACCGGUACAACAAUGGCGUCGAAGGAACUAGUGCGGGGGAGCUACAGAAGAGGAAGCGAUUUAGAGACCAGUCCUUCCAAGAGAAAGCCAAGACGAUUGGAAUGUGGUUUGUAUGA